AUGGCAAACGCAGCAGGAGGAGCACUUUUGGCUUUGCUGUUUUUCCUGAGUGCUGCUGUGCCAUGUUUCUCUGUGUAUAACAGUGGCGAGUGCUUCUUCAACACUAAAGGGAGCUGUGAGCACAUGGGACGGGUGUACGGGAUUGGAGAGAGCUGGAUAACCAGUGACUGUUACCAGUGUGUCUGUAUGGAGCCUUUUGGAGUUGGAUGCUGUGACCAUGGAUCUGAACCUGUGGACUAUCCGGACUGGUGUGAGAUCAUCCGUAAGCCCGACUCUUGCACGAGCGUUGCAGUGAUGAGAGUCAAUCACAAACUGCCCUGCCUCUGGGGACGAGGCCGUCUCAGACCAGCUGCAGGCCAACCGUGGAAACCUAACAAUGAUCCUUUAUUUUGA
This is a messenger RNA of Plectropomus leopardus (leopard coralgrouper), 393 nucleotides long. RefSeq names its product microseminoprotein, prostate associated 2 (gene msmp2). Gene Ontology annotation, cellular component: cytoplasm. The record is from RefSeq and is a predicted model, not a curated record. Lineage: Eukaryota; Metazoa; Chordata; Actinopteri; Perciformes; Serranidae.